Molecule: messenger RNA, 1398 nt
Organism: Hyaloscypha bicolor E
Lineage: Eukaryota; Fungi; Ascomycota; Leotiomycetes; Helotiales; Hyaloscyphaceae
Exons: 2
Coding region: 1-1398 (465 amino acids)
Source: RefSeq, a predicted model, not a curated record
AUGGAGUCUGAAAUGAGCUGCAGUUUCAGCCGUCGUCAGCGCUCGAGAAUUCCUUGCACUCACCCUGGAUGUGGUGUUCAAUAUCUGCAUCUCCAUCCCGGAUCACCCGAGAUCUGUGGUGACAUACUUCCUUCUGCCAUUCUCGACUUAAAUCUCGAAUUCAUCAUAACCACCUCGGAAACCGAGCCUCUGACCGAAUUCACCUGCUUCAGCGAAUUUCCCUUGGAAAUACGACGUCUCAUCUGGACGACAUCAUGCAUGGUUACCCGCCUGAUCGAGAUAGAGUCAGAGAAAUACUUCACAACACCCCUCACCAUCUCUCCAGGCAGAAAUCUGAACAUACACUCUGGAUUUGGCCUUACGUUCAGCUCUCGCCACCCAGCACCGGCCCUAUUCUACGUAUCCAAAGAAGCUCACUCCGAAGCGAAGACCGUCUAUAAGCUCGUCAACUUCAACGGCUAUCGCCCUGAAGGUCCCUCGCCGCAUCCUUACGCGCGCAAAGUGUGGACAAAUCCCAUGUGGUUCAACCCACUUGCAGAUAUCGUGUACUUCGGCGACCAUGUUUGCCUUGGAAUAAUGAUCUCCGUUUUGCAAACUGGGAUUGAGAUUCAUCGAGUCGCAGUCGACGUUCGCGAUUCGAGCACCAGUGGUAAUUUUUACCCUUGUCCCUGCAGCCAUGGAGAUGAUGUCCCUUCUAUCCUCCAGCCAACUCUCGGACCGCAGAUCGACCUACUUACACGCCAGCUGCAAGUUCUGCAUGGAUUCGCUCUGGCGGGAAGCACAGAGAAAGUUUUCCCGGGAUGUCCUGCUUUGAACGAAGUCAUUGUGUUCAUGAAGGAAGCGGGGCCAUUCGACCACGAUAUCCAAGACUUCGACGCCUGUGCUGGCUUCAAGAACUACACGGCCGCUGCUCCACACUAUCCCCUUGUAGGCAAUACUAGGUUGGCCACGGAUGCUUACACCGAGUACCAAUCCACCACCGCUUUGGCUCCCUUUGACACGGGGGCCAUUGUAUGGAAAGGAGACAAGAAACCGACCAUCCAAUUGGCUCGCCGCUCACAAGCCAUCCCAGUUGACCAACAUUUUGAGAUCCUCGCGAUCAACCUCCCUGGAGUAGGCCAGCAUCGGAUGGUUUGGUGGAAGGUUCGUGAGUUUGAUACUCGUCGUGAGCAUCACACUCAAUCGCCAAGCCUCAAAUGUUCCCUCUUUCCAAAUGUUUACAGUGGUCCGGGAGACUACCUGUUCAAGUUUAUGGGUUCGAGAGAGGAUGUUGAUUGGGUCAUUGGUGAGGUUCUUCGGGAGGUAGCAAGGGGCGAAAAGCUCUUCAAGCAAGAGAUGCGCAUUGCUGAUCCAACCAAGGCUGUUUUCCCUGCUACGAUUGCCAAGACGUGUCUUUGA